Messenger RNA from Pantherophis guttatus, 1008 nucleotides. Lineage: Eukaryota; Metazoa; Chordata; Lepidosauria; Squamata; Colubridae. The record is from RefSeq and is a predicted model, not a curated record.
AUGUCUCAGUCCAGUCCAGACCAGGCAGAAUUUUAUGAAGUCAGCUUAGAAUCAAACUGGGCUGACAAUCCAAAAGGAGCAUCUGUCAGCGCCUAUGGUGCCACCGGAAGUCCAAUAAUAUUACUCUUCAUGUUUACAGAUUCUGUCCUGAAGAAGUUAGGAAACAAAUUUGGAACUCAGCAUUUCCAUCUAAGACAGGAAAUGAAAACAGAGGAAAUUAUGAUGAAAGCACAGUUUGAAUGUUACCAGAAAUUUAUACAAGUUCCUGUGCAUGAGAAUACAGGUUCUUACUGCAAUAGAACAUGGGAUGGCUGGUUAUGCUGGGAUGACACUCCUGCAGGAGAAACAGCCACACAGAAUUGUCCACCUUAUUUUCAGGAUUUUGACUAUCUGGAAAAAGCAUUUAAAAUCUGUGAAGAAAAUGGACAUUGGUUUGUACACCCCGAGAGCAAGAGACAAUGGACAAAUUACACCCUCUGCUCUGGAAAUUACCAGGAUGUGAAGUCAUCUUGGAAUGCCUACUACAUUGCUAUUACUGGCCUUAGCCUUUCCUUUGUUUCGCUGUUGAUUUCCCUUGGCAUAUUCCUCUGCUUUAAGAGCUUGAGUUGCCCAAGGGUCAGUUUGCAUAAGAAUCUCUUUUUUAGUUUUAUUUGCAACUGUGUUAUGUCACUGACUCUUCUGGGAGGAAUUGUCCAGCAGCACAGACUGGUUGCAACUCCUCCAGUAUGUAAAGUGCUUCAAAUCUCCCAGCUCUAUUUUUUUCUUUGCAACUUCUUCUGGAUGAUGUCUGAAGGAAUUUACCUCUACAUUGUCACUGUGGUAAAUGUAUUUGCAAAAAGACAGGCCUUGCGGUGGUAUUAUUUUCUUGGCUGGGGAGUCCCUUUAAUUCAUGUCUCUACAUAUGCUGUAGCCAGAAGCCUGUAUUUCAAUGAUUACUGCUGGUACACAACAGGUACUCUUUUAUCGUAUACCAUCGACGGGCCUAUCUACACUGUUCUCUUGACAUGA